AUGGGUGACGCCUUGGAUCACCUUUCUAACCGUACCAAGUUGGAGUGGCAGGCCAACUUGAACACGGAAUACACGCCCAAGAGAAAUCACCGCAGAACCAGCAUCAUUGGAACCAUUGGACCCAAGACCAACUCUGCAGAGAAGAUCACCAUCCUAAGAAAGGCCGGUCUCAAUGUCGUUCGAAUGAACUUCUCCCAUGGCUCAUACGAGUACCAUCAAUCUGUUAUCGACAAUGCCAGACAAUCGGCCAAAGACUACCCAGGUCGUCCUCUGGCCAUUGCUCUCGAUACCAAAGGUCCAGAGAUCCGAACCGGAAACACUCCUGGUGACAAGGACAUCCCAAUUCAAGCCGGCCUAGAGCUGAACCUGACGACGGAUGAUCAAUAUGCUACCGCAAGUGAUGACAAGAAUCUAUACGUAGACUACAAGAACAUCACCAAAGUGAUUGGUGCUGGCAAGUUGAUCUACGUCGACGACGGUAUCCAAUCCUUUGAAGUGAUCUCCGUGGUGGAUGAGCAGACCCUCCGAAUCCGAGCCCUUAACAAUGGACAAAUCUCAUCCCGAAAGGGUGUCAAUCUCCCUGGUACUGAUGUCGAUCUGCCUGCACUGUCCAAGAAAGAUAUUGCUGAUUUGCAAUUUGGUGUCAAGAACGGCGUGGAUAUGGUGUUUGCAUCAUUCAUCCGUCGUGGUGAGGACAUCAAGCACAUCCGCACCGUUCUUGGAGAAGAUGGAAAGGAUAUCCAGAUCAUUGCCAAGAUUGAGAACCAACAGGGCAUGAACAAUUUUGACGAGAUUUUGACCGAGACCGACGGCGUCAUGGUUGCCCGUGGAGAUUUGGGCAUUGAGAUUCCGGCUGCAAAGGUCUUCAUUGCUCAAAAGAUGAUGAUUGCCAAAUGCAACAUGGCGGGCAAGCCGGUCAUUUGCGCCACGCAGAUGCUGGAGUCCAUGACCACCAAUCCCCGUCCUACCCGUGCGGAGGUGUCUGAUGUUGCUAACGCAGUGUUGGAUGGAGCGGACUGUGUCAUGUUGUCUGGGGAGACUGCCAAAGGCAACUAUCCCAAGGAAGCAGUGUCGAUGAUGCACGAGACAUGUCUGUUGGCCGAAAUUGCCAUUCCCUAUGCCAAUGUGUUUGAUGAGUUGAGGACUAGUGUUCUACGACCCAUCGAGACGGCCGAGUCAAUUGCGAUUUCGGCGGUGGGUGCCAGCAUGGAGUUGAACGCAGGAGCUAUUCUGGUCUUGACCACCAGUGGUUCAUCGGCGCGUCUCCUCUCCAAGUACCGACCAGUGUGCCCCAUCAUCAUGGUGACACGAAGUGCCAGUGCUUCAAGAUAUGCUCAUCUGUACCGAGGAGUGUAUCCGUUCCACUUCCCAGAACCCAAGCCGGAUUUCCGUGGGGUGGACUGGCAAGAGGAUGUUGACAAGCGAUUGAAGUGGGGUAUCUCAUACGCGAUCAAGUUGGGUGUCUUGACCCAGGGUGAGUCGGUGGUGUGUGUACAAGGCUGGAGAGGUGGAAAGGGUCACACCAAUACCAUUCGCGUGGUGCCUGCCGAGGAAGAUCUCGGACUGGCUGAGAGUUGA
Exophiala bonariae is the source of this 1578-nucleotide messenger RNA. RefSeq lists its product as uncharacterized. Gene Ontology annotation, biological process: glycolytic process. Gene Ontology annotation, cellular component: cytoplasm. Bases 1 to 1578 code for a protein of 525 amino acids. The transcript has 7 exons. Gene Ontology annotation, molecular function: magnesium ion binding; potassium ion binding; pyruvate kinase activity. The record is from RefSeq and is a predicted model, not a curated record. NCBI's taxonomy places the organism in Eukaryota, Fungi, Ascomycota, Eurotiomycetes, Chaetothyriales, Herpotrichiellaceae.